Molecule: messenger RNA, 1963 nt
Organism: Lolium rigidum
Lineage: Eukaryota; Viridiplantae; Streptophyta; Magnoliopsida; Poales; Poaceae
Exons: 7
Coding region: 1-1416 (471 amino acids)
Source: RefSeq, a predicted model, not a curated record
AUGGAGAUCUCGCUGGACGCGCUGCUGGGCGCGCAGCGGGACCUGGCCGACCGCCUCGCGCAGGGCGUCUCGGGGCUGCUCCUCCACGUGCAGCCGCCGCACAAGCUCAUCCCCUUCGCCUUCGCCUUCGACAUCGAGCUGCCCCCGGUCCCCUUCGUGCGCGACGACCUCCCGGCCGCCGCCGUCGCCUCGCUCGCCGAGAUCGGCGACCGGCUCGGCCAGGCCGGCUCCGGGCUCGGCGGCGCCGUGCAGCACCUGUCGCGCCAGCUCCCGCUGCCGUUCCUCCUGUCGGAGGGCUCGCGGCGCCGGAGGCGGGAGGUAUAUCCACCGCCGCCCGCGGCGGUGGACAGGGGGCUCGCUGCCCAGGGCGGGCUAGCUUUGGAGAGGGCCGAAGAGAGAGACCCACUCGAGGUGGCGGCUGCCGCGGCGGCGGCGGCCACUGGGAGUGCCGCUGCAGCUACUGGGAACGGGGCUUUGCGUGUGGAUGAGUCAGAUGAAGAGGAUGACGAGCUCGGAUUUGAAAUUGGGACUUUCGGGAGAUUUAAGAGACAUAAGGGGAGGGUAAAUGUCUCAGCAACAUAUAAUACGAGGCACCAAACUGUUGAUGGUUCAGUAGUUGCUCGUGGAGAAAUCUGGAGGUUUGAAGCAUCACGCGGUGGUCCAACUUAUGGAAAUAACAGUGGCCCUCCUUUCCUUAUUCAAUUGGGUCCUAUAAUUUUUGUCCGAGACUCUACAUUUCUUUUCCCUAUUAAUCUGUCAGAGCAACACCUUGUUUGGUAUGGUUAUGAUCGCAAGAACGGAGUUCAUUCCAUAUGUCCAGCAAUCUGGUCAAAGCAUAAAAAAUGGUUGUUAAUGUCCAUGAUGUGCCUCAACCCGGUAUCCUGUUCCUUCAUGGAUGUGCAGUUUCCAAAUGGGCAGUUAACAUAUGUUGCUGGUGAGGGGAUAACAGCAAGUGGUUUUCUCCCAUUAGUUGGUGGAUUACUUCAAGUCCAUGGAAAAUGUCCUGGAGAAACCAAACUGAGCUUCUCCUUCAAGAGCACACAAGGCACAAGGUUUACCCCUGCAUUUCAAUGGCCUGACAAUUCUCUGUCAUUUGAAUUUUCCCAAGCUGUAGCAUGGAAAAAGUAUGGCCUUAUGGUGAAACCGAGCGUCCAAGUCAGUGUUUGCCCCACUUUCGGAGGAAGUGAUCCUGGCAUAAAGGCAGAGAUUGUCCAUUCAUUGAAGGAGGAACUCAGUGUGAUGUACGGCUUGUCUUGCUCAAGACAUCCUUCGGCUUUCACGUCUCUUUCUCUUGGGCGAUCUAAGACGAAUGGUGAAGUCCGCAGUUCGGGGGUUGUAAUCACCAUGGAAGCACCCCUUGAUAACAUGGGAAGGCCAUCAUUAUCUGUUCAACUGAAUGGAGGUUUUGAGUUCUGAUCUCGCCCAUCCAGCUGUACAUUGAUAGUAUAGUGUACAUAUUGUUCAAUGCCCGUAGUCACUCCUUUUAUAUUCUGGAGGUAGCUAGUUUGUCAACCUAUGAAGCGUAUACGUGGAUGUGGUUUGGACCAGUUUUUCUUCUCGAACCAAAUAUGUAGUAGUACUGGAGUAGUGUAAUUCAAAAGACCAGUUAUACCAGUCCAUCACUUGCCUACACAAAAGCAUGAUGGCUACCAAGUACAACCAUCGCCGGUGAAUGGUGAAGCCUGCAGUUUUUGACAGUAAUCACUAUGGAAGCACCCCUUGAUGACAUGGGAUGAUGGGAAGACCAUCUCUAUCUGUUCAACUGAAUGGAGGUUUCGAGUUCUGACCCAGUCCCUGCAGGCUCUACAACUGUACAUAGUUAACUUAGUAUAUUGUACAUAUGUAAGAUCUCCAUAGUCCAAACACCUUUUGUCUCAACCUAUGAAACGUAUGUGUAUUAGUGGUUUGAACCAAUUUUCCUUUUGAAACCAGAUAUGAAGUAAUGUUAGUGUAAUUCAGAGAA